Molecule: messenger RNA, 987 nt
Organism: Octopus sinensis (East Asian common octopus)
Lineage: Eukaryota; Metazoa; Mollusca; Cephalopoda; Octopoda; Octopodidae
Exons: 6
Coding region: 278-685 (135 amino acids)
Source: RefSeq, a predicted model, not a curated record
AAAGUGGGAAUAUGUUACAAACUAUAGAAUUUUCUCAAUAAAACCAAGAAAAAAUGGCCUUGCUUUUUGCUUUUUGAGCCAAAAAAUUAACUUAACUUAACUUGGCAGAAUUUGAACCAAGAAUGUAAAUAUCGAUAGAAUACCUCCAAGCAUAUUGUCCUGCAAGCUGACCAUUUACCCAGGUCACCACCUUUGUAAAAGUAAAUAUCAAUAGUUUAUUACAUCGGUCAUACUCUGGCGAUCAGAUUUCAUUUUUGUUUUUAUAUUUUUUCAGAUCAUGAAAUUCACAUUACCCAUUUCUUUUCUUGUAUUAAGUUCCUUAGCUGUAGAAGCAAAAGUCGUGUGGAAUGCACAUCGAAAUGCAAAUAUAACCAAAGGUUCCCAAAGUGAAGUCAAACUGGGGCCAGACACAAAAGCAGAUGAAACCAAGGAUUCCCGAAAUGUAGCUGUAGAAGAAUCAACCUCCAGCGUGUAUGAUAUACAUCGAAAUGCAGAUGAAACCAAAGGUUCCCGAAAUGGUGGUGAAAGCAGAACUGUUACAAGUAGUGAUGGAUCUUCUACUACUAUCAGACCUGAUAUGGGAACAACAAAAGAGCCUGGAUCAUACGCAGCAGUAACCAGCAUGCCCAACUAUGCCGUAGUGGUACUUUGCGUACUUGGUGCUUUGAAGCAUUUCUUUUUAUAAUCUUCUUUUCAAUUGGAUCAAAAUUCACGUUCUUUUGUAGGCGUAGGAGUGGCUGUGUGUUAAGUAGCUUGCUAACCAACCACAUGGUUCCGGGUUCAGUCCCACUGCAUGGCAUCUUGGGCAAGUGUCUUCUGCUAUAACCCCGGACCGACCAAUGCAUUGUGCCAUGCAGUGGGAUUGAACCCGGAACCAUGUGGUAAGCAAGCUAAUUACCACACAGCCACUCUUGCACCACCCAACAUAUUUUGUUUAUAUUUAAAGUGUGUUUAUCAUCCAAAUAAGAUUCUCAUUAAAGAAUAUAU